GGAGAGCGAGAGCAGCACAAGAGUUGGAAGGUAAAAAGACACACCUCCCAUGCCCUGAGAAUGUACGAAUGAGUGUGUGUGUGUGUGUGUGUGUGUGUGUGUGUGUGUGUGUACGAGAGAGAGAUCAAGAAAGGAGUGAAGGGGCGGGACUGGCCUCUGUCUACCCUCAUAUAAGUAGCAGGGCAAACAUAGAGCCUCCCUAUUUAGCAGACAAGAGUGAAAUCUCAAGAGAGGACUGUGUGUGUGUGUGUUCAACACCUACUUAUACUUGUUUGAAUUCUUGGGACCUGUUUUAUGACUGGAUAAGGUGGAUGACAGACUGGAUCUCUGGAAAAAAGAGAAAGCUUUUUUUUUGUUAACGUUGCACUGUGAACGACAGUUGGAUUGCACGUCUUAGUGUUACUUCUUUGUGUGUUUAUUUGACUCUGGCACUCACAUGCUUAAAAGGACUCAGUAAACGAAGAACGGACUUAAAGAAUAAUAUUUUUUUCCCUCAGUUCUACUGAUCAUUUGUUAAAGUCCACUCCACAGCUUUGAUUUCAUUGGUUGGUGCCAUCCUGCUUUUUUUCCCCAUCAUGCAUUUGAAAAUGACAAAGUGUAAUCGGUUCUGCCUGGUAGCGGCACUGGUGGAUCAGGAUGUGUUCAGUCAACCUGAAGUCCGGGCUCGGUUUGAAGCCGUGUUCCUGGCCUUCGAUGCCGGCACAACGUUCCAGUUCUUCAAGAGUUUCCGGCGCGUGCGCAUCAACUUCACGGAUGCCCUCGCCGCGGCUGAGGCUCGCGAGAAGCUGCACAAGACUGACUUCAACGGCAAAGAGAUGCGCCUGUACUUUGCACAGUCGGUCCACAUUGGCAGCCCCAGCCUGCAGCCUCCCAAGCCGGACAAGCAGUUCCUCAUCUCCCCUCCGGCGUCCCCUCCGGUGGGCUGGCAGCAGACGCCCGACGCCCAGCCGCUUAUCAACUACGAUCUGCUGCGUGCCGUCUCCAAACUGGGGCCAGGGGAGCAGUACGAGCUCCACACCGGCACACCCACCACCCCCAGCGUGAUCGUCCACGUGUGCGAGACCGAGGAGGACAGCUCGGAGGGCGAGGCCGACGGCGGAGCGGACGGUGGCGAGGGGGGCAAGCAGCGCGCGCGCCCCAAGAUCAUCCAGACCCGCCGCCCAGACUUCGCCCCCGCCGUCACGCAGUGAGCCGCCCCGGCGUCAAGGUCCAGAGUUUUUUCAAAAGCCUGUGGCGGCGGUGGUCGCCAUGAAGCUGCUGUCUCUCUAUUUGUCAUCCCAAGCACCAGGGGGCGCUGGGUGGGGGGGGGGGGGAGUCUGCCCCCCACACACAUCACAGCCAGAGACGCCAGCAGCAACUCCUCAUCCGAAAAUACACUUUUCCUCUCUCCCACUCCCCAUCUCCCUCUAGCAUACGCAGAGGACCGGAGAUCCGUCGCAUCUGGGAUAUGGUCAUAACAUUGUAAACUGUUUUGUUUGUUUUUCUAAAAAAAAUCACAGCAGAUAUUGUGUCUCUUUUUUUUUCUUUUUUGUCUUUUGCUCUGUUUGUGAUCCAGGACAACUGUGAGACGGAGGAAGAUGGACUGUACUAGCUGUUUUGUGUGGGGCUUUGACGCCUCCAUCUCCUGUGCUGAAUACAGCUCUGCCCCUUCCAGACAGGUGUGUGAGAGCAGUUGUGUUAACCGCUGUAAAAUACUGUGUCUUUUGUGUCCAGUGGAUGAUUGUGUCUUGCAUUGUACAGCCUCUCAAGGUUAUGGGGGAGGUUCUUUUUUCCGUAUUUGCCACUAUGAUCUUUGUGUCGUCUGUAAUGUAAAACAAACAUACAAACAAACAAACAAAAACUUUUAUCAUCUCUGACUCAAACGUAGCUCUGUGUCGUCAUCUCCAAAAGGGUCUGACCAGUUAUGUCCUGUCGAGAUUACCGCAGACAUGUAUGAGUCUAACCGCAUGGUGCACUUUAAGAGGGAAGCCUUAACCUAUACUACGCUACUUAGACAACUCAGACUAGCUAGAACUGCGCACAAUUAGAUAGGAGAUGAGUAGGUGAUUCAUUAUGACUUGUCAUACCAAACCUGGAAGGAGGACGGUAGGAUAUUUGACAACGUUGAGUUAAUUUACACAAGUGGGUUCAUUUUACAUAAGUGGUAAGAAAAACAUUAUGUAGCUCUUUUUGAUGUGCUAGGAAAUCCAUUUUGAAUAAAGAUAUCUUGCUCGUAAGCACUGGAUUUCAACCUAAAUAAAAUUAUCUAUACCAAA
Molecule: messenger RNA, 2255 nt
Organism: Alosa alosa (allis shad)
Lineage: Eukaryota; Metazoa; Chordata; Actinopteri; Clupeiformes; Clupeidae
Gene: rcan1b
Product: regulator of calcineurin 1b
Exons: 4
Coding region: 576-1190 (204 amino acids)
Biological process (GO): calcium-mediated signaling
Cellular component (GO): cytoplasm; nucleus
Molecular function (GO): nucleic acid binding; calcium-dependent protein serine/threonine phosphatase regulator activity
Source: RefSeq, a predicted model, not a curated record